CCGGCGAAAGACAUUUAUUUUAACCUUAGCCGUAAUAAAAUGUUGAAGAUAAACCAGCGAUUACUACUAAGGCAGUUUCUUCGCCACUCCCACAACCAGGUGCGUGUCCGUUUUGCUCCAAGCCCCACGGGUUACCUGCAUCUGGGUGGAUUACGCACAGCCCUCUACAAUUUCCUGUAUGCCCGGCAUUUGGGAGGAAAAUUCUUGCUCCGGAUUGAGGAUACGGAUCAAACGCGACUGGUUCCGGGUGCCAGUGAACGGCUGGUCGAGGACCUUCUCUGGGCGGGAAUAGAAAUUGACGAGGGACCUGGUUUUGGCGGGAACCUGGGACCCUACGUUCAAAGUCACCGGACGCAGAUUUACAGCCAAGCCAUCGAAAAACUUCUCGAAAAUGGCACGGCCUAUAGGUGUUUUUGCACCGAACGUCGUCUGGAUUUAUUGCGUAAGGAGGCGUUGAGAAUUCGGCAAGUUCCACGAUAUGAUAACAAGUGCCGGAAUCUCACGGCAGCGGAAAUUGAUUCUCUCUUGGCCAAAGAAACUCCCCACUGCAUCCGAUUCAAGUUGACGGAGCACGAAGAACCACUAGAGGAUCUUAUUUACGGCAAAGUUCACCACAAUGUCAGCGAUAACGAAGGAGAUCCAGUGGUUAUGAAGAGCGAUCAAUUCCCCACAUAUCACUUUGCCAACGUGGUGGACGACCAUCUAAUGGGUAUCACCCAUGUCUUGAGGGGAGUGGAGUGGCAGAUAUCCACUACCAAGCAUUUACUACUCUACAAAGCGUUUGGUUGGCAACCACCUAAAUUCGGUCAUCUGCCACUUCUCGUUAAUGCAGAUGGCACCAAGCUGAGCAAACGCCAAGGAGACAUUGGCAUCCAGUAUUUCCGGCAGCGGGGAUACUUUCCUCAAGCUUUAGUUAACUAUGUGGUCUCUGCGGGAGGUGGAUUCGAGCAUAAGGCCAACGCCAAGCAGCAGUUGCUGAGUAUGCAGGAACUAUCUGAGCAGUUCCAUAUAGAGCGAGUUAACUCUCAUCCCAGUCGCCUGAAUCCUGAACAGCUAGAUGAUCUCAAUCGCCUGGAGAUUGCACAGCGAUUGUCGGGGGUGGAAAGCCGUUUGAAAUUGGUUAAUCAAGUCCAUGAGCUGGUGAAAAAAGCAUACCCACAGCACUCCAACUUAGAUCUAGCUGAAGGUCACAUAGUGGAUGUAUUAAAUUGGUCCUCACGGCGAUUAACAUUGCUCCAAGAUUUGACCAGCAGCAAAUUGAGUUUUCUUUGGGUCAAGCCCUCGAAUUUUCAAUUAACAGACCUGACAUCAGAGCAAUUAAUUGGGCUGCUUAAUGUACUCCAAACAGACCAAGACUUUAACAAGGACGGGCUCAAUAUUAAGUUAAAAACCUUUGCUCAAGGAGAAAACAUUAAAUUCCCACUAAUGAUGAAGUCCUUGAGAGCAGCUUUGAGCGGUUUAAAUGAAGGACCUGGCGUGGCGGAAAUGAUGGAAAUCCUUGGAAAAUCAGUCACCCUUGAACGAAUCAGAGAAGCUGUACCGAAAGAAUCGCUUCAAAACAAAAAAUUCGGUUAAGUUUGGUUACUUACAUAUGUAUAUAAAUUAGUUACCAUUUGUAUAUAUUACUAUGUUUUUCAUUGUCAAUAAGAUCAGUAAAUAGACACCAUAAUAGGAGU
Messenger RNA from Drosophila rhopaloa, 1676 nucleotides. It is a transcript of the gene GluRS-m, whose product is annotated as probable glutamate--tRNA ligase, mitochondrial. Gene Ontology annotation, biological process: glutamyl-tRNA aminoacylation. The record is from RefSeq and is a predicted model, not a curated record. NCBI's taxonomy places the organism in Eukaryota, Metazoa, Arthropoda, Insecta, Diptera, Drosophilidae. The coding region runs from base 40 to 1575 and encodes 511 amino acids. Gene Ontology annotation, molecular function: tRNA binding; glutamate-tRNA ligase activity; zinc ion binding. The transcript is spliced from 4 exons.